AUGCAUCUAUUCACGCAUCGCCUCUCGGCGCUCCCUCUCUCCUUCCUCUCCAUCCUCGCCUCCCUCCCUCUCCUUUUCUCCCACGCCGUCAUCUCCCAGAACAUCACCGCGGCCGAAACCUCUUCUACCACCGCUGCAUUUGUGUGCACGUCCCUCGCCUCCACGCUUCCCUCUCGGGUUGAGUUCGUCAAUCGAGGCUUUAACGUCACGGCUUUUGCGCUUUCUUACUGGUCAUCCACGGCUGCGAUCAUACCUACCUGCGUUUUCAGACCGCAGAGUACUGCGGAAGUUGCGAUUGCUGUGAAGAUUUUGGCGACGCAGAAGGCUAAGGGGAGAGAUGUCAAGUUUGCUGUGAAGUCCGGUGGUCAUGAUCCAUUGAUUGGAGCUUCUGGCACCACAGGCCUCCUUAUCACGCUCGAAAAGCUCAACAAGGUCAGCUACGACACACCCACAGCUACCGCUCGUAUUGGCCCCGGUGCACGAUGGGGGCAAGUGUAUCAAUACCUCAAUCAUUACAACGUCUCGGUUGCGGGCGGUCGAGUCAGCAGUGUUGGAGUUGGAGGCUUGUUGUUGAGUGGUGGUAUCAGUUAUCAUAGCGCGCAGGAUGGCUUUUCAAUCGAUACCAUCCUUUCAUAUGAGCUUGUCCUUCCUAGUGGCGUGAUCAUAAACGUCACCAAUGCUUCCCGCCCGGAUCUUUUCUUUGCGCUACGUGGCGGAGGAAACAAAUUUGGAAUCGUCACAAACUUCAUUUUGAAAACGCACCGGCAACCUUUAGUCAAUUACGGCAUCGUGCAGUUCUUGCCUGGGACGGAGGCCGCGUUUGCUGAGGCUAUCACUGAUUUCUUGCUCAACUCUAAAGACCCCAAGGCUGCUAUCAUCCCGAAUUUGAUCGCGGAUCCAAAUGCGACGUAUCCGCUUUGCCAGUUCUGGUACGACGGUCCCGUUGCUCCCACAGGAAUCUGGGACAGGUUCCUGGCCAUCCCGCACAACGAUACCCGAUUUUUCACGGUCCCUCACUAUGUCGCUACUGGAAUCAUCGGCGAUAUGACCAACCAGCUCUACGGCACCCGCCAGAAUUUCCUCACUACCACUCUUAAGAACAUAUCGCCAGGAUUCCUGACUUCCGUCCUUAACUACACCGCCAAACACUUUGCAGCCGUCAGGGCUCACGCCGGAAGUGCGCUCAUUCUCUGUCAGAUCGCAAUCGAGCCCAUCCAAACAUCGCUGCUCCGCGUUCACGCGUCCUCGCCUCCGUCGGCCUUCAACCCGCUCACGGAGGGUGUGCAGCCACAGAUUGUGUACGAAUAUUCGUGUGAUUGGACGGACCCGAGGCUUGAUGCGUACUUCUUCAGAGAGGGAACCACGGCUGUGAGGACUUUGGAAAGGUUGGUUGGGAGGGAACACGUCUCGAACUGGCUUUAUCCCAAUUACGUGGGACAAGGGCAGGAUGUGGCGAGGGUAUUUUCGGGGACUGAGGAGAGGGCAGCGGCGAUUCAACGGAGGGUGGAUCCGACAGGCUUGUUCAGGGAGGGGACUGGGGGAUUGGCGUUUUAG
Molecule: messenger RNA, 1554 nt
Organism: Fimicolochytrium jonesii
Lineage: Eukaryota; Fungi; Chytridiomycota; Chytridiomycetes; Spizellomycetales; Powellomycetaceae
Exons: 7
Coding region: 1-1554 (517 amino acids)
Molecular function (GO): FAD binding
Source: RefSeq, a predicted model, not a curated record